Molecule: messenger RNA, 1086 nt
Organism: Vitis riparia (riverbank grape)
Lineage: Eukaryota; Viridiplantae; Streptophyta; Magnoliopsida; Vitales; Vitaceae
Product: mediator-associated protein 2
Exons: 5
Coding region: 140-796 (218 amino acids)
Source: RefSeq, a predicted model, not a curated record
UUUAUGAUGGAGAUUUCAAAGAUUACGUUUGAAGUUUCUCUGGGAUGAGAAGGCUAAAGUUUCCGGACUUUUGUCAUUCUCGGGUUCUUCAAUUUCUUAGUUAUUGACAUUGUGUUACUUGGUUGAGUUCAGUGAGGGAAUGGAUGCUGUUAGCGAAGCCGAUUACAAACCUCCGCCAGAAUUUAUUGAGGAUACCAAGGAUUCACUUGUCGAUCUUAGUAUGACGGACUCGAAAGAACUUUGGCUGAUUCAGUGGCCUGUGAAUCAACACCCUGAUUUUGAUGGGCAAGAACUGUCACUCAAGCUUCAUCAGGAUGGACAGUUGGGCAAGUUUGAAGGUUCAUCUGGAAAAUUAUACAAUGUUGUCAGUUUUGCGUCUCAGGAUCCAGAUGCGACGGUUUUUAUAUCAUCUCCAUCUGAAUCAAAAAUAGUGGGAAAGAUCUCACGGCGUGUUUCCCUUGUCCACUACCCUGAGCCUGAUGAACUUGAAAAGCAAAGUACCAACAGUUUGAGAAAAAUGUAUCAGAGAUCUGGAGGAAGCAGCUUGACCCAUUCUUCUCAUCAUUAUUCGACUCCUUCUCACAGUACUAAGCCGAGAAACCCACAAUCAGUGAGCGGCCGAUCUGCCUCCACACAUAGUAGCAGGCAUAAGAGAAGGCAUGCUGAUAAGCCUGCCACAUCCAUCAACCAGCUUACUCAAGACUCAGGGCGAGGUCAUAGUACAGUUACUUCUUCAGGGUCCUUAGGGCUUUCUCAUCAAGGGAAAUCAACAAAGAAGGUAAAACUUGAGGGCUAAGGCAUUACUUUUACCAUCUAUUAGUGCAAUCCUUGAGGAUAUCCAGGAUGCAAUGCCGAUUUGCAUAUGAGAGCGUAGCAUGAUCCUGAAUGCAUUUCAGCUUAACCUGUUUAUUGGCUUUAUUGAGGUGUUUUUUGAAAUUUAGAAAACUGAAAUCCUUGAAGUUCCCCAGAUUGGCUUAUGCUUUCAUUUUUGUAUUCACAUAAACACAACUACAGUUAACGACUCCAAGUUGAGUAUAAUUCUCAGCUAUUUGCAAGUUUGAGUAUAAUUCUUAGCUGUUUGGAAAA